GGCACCUGUGUAAACAGUAACCACACGCACGCACAAGCUUCGAACUUUGUUACCGUGAUGGUCAAGUCCAACUAAAAAAAAAAAAAAAAAUUAGUCAAACUUUCACUUGUCUUGGACUCGACACAGGAGGAACAACAUCACAGCAUGGUUGGUGGCUGCUUUCUUCUCUUCAUCAUCCUCCUCUCAGGGUUGAGUCGAGCGUCGCCGCACGACGAGCGCUCGUCGGCGGAGAAGAAGGUGACCGUGACGGAUGAACAGAGAGAAUACCUGCGAUGGCUUUAUCGCAUCGAAGAUCCGACAGUGUGGAAGUUUGUGCUGUUGGGUUUGGCCUUUGUCUGCCUUCUGGUCGGCUUUCUCUUGCUGGGAAUGGGCGCCAUGGCUAGCAGGAACAGGAGGAAGGUCGCCAAGUACAAGGCGGCCGCCGUCGCAGCCCAUAAAGACGAAGACGAGACGUGGCCGGGAGGCCAGGAUGGCGCCCUCGCCUGCGGCACGCCGUCGCCCCAGAGCCCGACGCGGCGGGGGCCUCCGCCCUGCAACGGCGACACCGGCGACGUGAAAGCGGCGAGCAUCGUGGUGACGUGGAAGGACGGAAACACUUCCUGCCUGUACCCUGAGAGCGAGGCCCACGACGAGGCCGAGGUCGGGCCGCCCCUGCCGGACGACGACAAGCACCGAGUCGGGCGGGAAGUUGAAGACGAAGAGGGCGAGGUCAAGAAUGGAGGAGACAGAUGAACGCAAACCACAACAUCGACCUUAACCUCGGACCUUUUACUUUAGUUCCUUUUAAGCAGGUGUGCAUUCACAUUCACCGACAGGAUGAUGAUGACGACGACAAAGAUGAUUAUGUGACCGCAAUCAUGAAAAGUAAAAGAAAAAUCGGCUUGAUGACUCAAUUGAAUAUCAUGUAAAUAAUGCGGUAAAAAAGAUAAAACGGUUGCAGUUUGUU
Hippocampus comes (tiger tail seahorse) is the source of this 946-nucleotide messenger RNA. Its product is annotated as solute carrier family 51 subunit beta. The transcript is spliced from 5 exons. NCBI's taxonomy places the organism in Eukaryota, Metazoa, Chordata, Actinopteri, Syngnathiformes, Syngnathidae. The record is from RefSeq and is a predicted model, not a curated record. The coding region runs from base 145 to 732 and encodes 195 amino acids. Gene Ontology annotation, molecular function: protein heterodimerization activity; transmembrane transporter activity. Gene Ontology annotation, cellular component: plasma membrane. Gene Ontology annotation, biological process: bile acid and bile salt transport.